This is a messenger RNA of Colossoma macropomum (tambaqui), 4956 nucleotides long. It is a transcript of the gene elfn1a, whose product is annotated as extracellular leucine-rich repeat and fibronectin type III domain containing 1a. Gene Ontology annotation, molecular function: protein binding. The coding region runs from base 601 to 2991 and encodes 796 amino acids. The record is from RefSeq and is a predicted model, not a curated record. Gene Ontology annotation, cellular component: plasma membrane. Lineage: Eukaryota; Metazoa; Chordata; Actinopteri; Characiformes; Serrasalmidae. The transcript is spliced from 3 exons.
AGAGAGAGAGACCCAGGAUUUUGAGCCCAACUGUCUUCUUCUGCCUCUUUGAAAUCGUCUUGGGGUUCAUGGUGACAUAGGGACCCCAGUUUCGGCGCCGGUGAGACUCGCUGCUCCGCUUCGUGGGGAAGAGAGGAAGAGGGGCCAGCUGCUGAUGAAGGAGCUCAGAGAUGCGUGUUCACACUGGAGAGUUUAACCUGAGCAGCCGGGGGUGUGCCUCUGGAUCCAUAAAUGAGACUAAAGCGAUGGGAGAAAGGAAAAUACAAGGGGCUGAGGGCCAUCUACAACGUUGUCUCCAGAGAAAAUAAGCACAAGCCAGUCUGAAGUGGUGAAACGCUACGACUCCAACGCUUCUCUACAGGAAACUCCUCCAUAAGUGCAUAUGCUGCAGCUGGAAUGGAAUGAUCACUGGUUGGAGUGAAAUCUCCAGCUAAUGUGAAAAAAAGAUCAGCAACUUUUUUGGAUUCGACUCGGGACAUCUAUUGCACCUUGUCUACACAACAGAAACAGCUGACUAUCCUGCCAGAAUACUGUGAGGCUCAGUCCAGCCUAGUAGAAACUAAAAGUGACAUCCCAAGCUGAUAGCUACUGGCUUUGUUCAUGGCUUCCAGGAAGGCAUCCAUGGCUUGUAGUGGUGGCAUGGUGAUGAGUGCCUUCUUCUGGUCUGUGGCCAUAAUCUAUCUGACUCACAUAGGUGGAGUGAGGGGGGACUGCUGGCUCAUUGAAGGGGAAAAGGGCUUUGUGUGGCUGGCCAUUUGCAGCCAAAACCAGCCGCCUUAUGAGGCCAUCCCCCAGCAUAUCAACAGCACCAUUGUGGACCUUCGCUUGAAUGAAAAUAAGAUAAAAAGUAUCCAUUAUUCUGCCCUCAGCCGCUUUGCCAACCUAACAUACCUGAAUCUAACUAAGAAUGAGAUUAGCUAUAUAGAGGACGGGGCCUUUUCAGCCCAGUUCAACUUGCAGGUACUCCAGAUGGGUUUCAAUAAACUGCGCAACUUAACUGAAGGGAUUCUCAGGGGGUUGGGCAAGCUGCAGUACCUCUACCUCCAGGCCAACCUGAUUGAGACUGUGACACCCAAUGCCUUUUGGGAGUGCCCAAACCUAGAAAACAUAGACCUCUCCAUGAAUCGCAUCCAGGUGCUAGAUGGGUCCACCUUCACCAGCCUGACUAAGCUGACCACGUGUGAGCUCUACACCAACCCCUUCAACUGCUCCUGUGAGCUGCUGGGGUUCGUCAAGUGGCUCUCGGUCUUCCCUAACAGGACAAAUGAACGAAUGGUGUGCGAUUCCCCUGCAGGCGUUUCUGGUUACAGUCUCCUGAGCCAGAAUCCAAACAAUCCUACUCAGCGCAAUGCACUGCAUAUGCUGUCCACUGUGUGUACGGAGGACUACGUGACUCCGUAUAUCCCUGUGCCUCCUGAGACCACAACUUACCCUCCAGAUGCUACUCCUUGUGGACUGGAGGACUGUCCGUCUGGUACUGAGCCAGAGGAGAUAAGCAUUAGCCCAACCUACCCAGAUGUGGAUAUGAAACCAGUCAUGAAGCUCAAGCAAGUAUCCCACACAAAUGCAGUCAUCACCAUUCAGAUCCCUCACCCAUACAAGAAAAUGUACAUUCUUGUUUUGUAUAACAACAGCUUCUUCACAGACAUUCAGAAUCUGAAACGGCAGAAGGAGGACAUUGAACUGAAAAACCUGAAACCCCACACUGAUUAUACAUACUGCGUGGUUUCCAUACGCAAUUCUUUGCGUUUCAACCAUACCUGUCUGACAUUAUCCACAAGUUCCAGAAAUGGGAGAGCAAAAGAGACUAGUAAUGCCACCGCCACCCACUACAUAAUGACCAUACUGGGAUGCCUUUUCAGCAUGGUAAUUGUCUUAGGAGUGGUUUACUAUUGCUUACGAAAGAAGAGGCAGCAAGAUGAAAAGCACAAAAAGGCAGGCAGCAUGAAAAAGAACAUAAUAGAGCUCAAAUAUGGCGGCGAACUGGAGGGAGAGACUAUAUCGAGGAUGUCUCAGAAGCAAAUGAUGGCUGGAGAGAGUAUGUCUCGCAUGCCAUAUUUGCCCUCUGGGAGUGAGAUGGACCAGUACAAACUUCAGGACAUCAGUGAUACACCAAAAAUGGCAAAGGGCAAUUACAUGGAGGUGAGAACAGGGGAACACCCAGACCGCAGAGAGUGUGAGAUGGCCAUGCCAAGCAAUAGCCAAGGCUCUGUUGCGGAGAUCUCCACAAUUGCGAAAGAGGUGGACAAAGUCAACCAGAUCAUUAACAACUGCAUAGAUGCCCUGAAGUCAGAGUCAACCUCGUUCCAAGGAGUGAAAUCUGGAGCUGUUUCAACAGCAGAGCCUCAGCUAGUUCUGAUCUCAGAGCAGCCCCAGAGCAAGUCUGGCUUCUUGUCCCCAGUCUACAAGGACAGCUACCACCACUCUUUACAAAGACACCACUCCUCAGACACCUCCCCAAAGCGACCCAGCACAGCCACUGGUGGUCCUAUGCGGAGUCCGAGGCCUUAUCGCUCUGAGGGAGCAUACAAGUCAGAGUCGAAGUACAUCGAGAAGACUUCACCAACAGGUGAGACCAUCAUGACUAUCACUCCAGCAGCUGCAAUACUUAGAGCAGAAGCAGAGAAGAUCCGGCAGUACAGUGAGCAUCGGCACUCCUAUCCCGACGCCCAAAUCGAGGAGCUGGAGGGGCCAGAGAGCCGCAAAACGUCCAUCCUGGAGCCCCUGACGCGGCCUCGGCCCAGAGACUUGGCUUACUCUCAGCUCUCACCCCAGUACCAUAACCUCAGCUAUUCCUCCAGCCCCGAGUACUACUGUAAACCAUCGCAUAGCAUCUGGGAGCGCUUCAAACUCCACCGCAAACGCCACAAAGACGAGGAAUACAUGGCAGCAGGCCAUGCCCUGCGUAAAAAAGUGCAGUUUGCGAAAGAUGAGGACCUGCAUGACAUUCUAGAUUACUGGAAAGGUGUAUCCGCCCAACAUAAAUCUUAAUCUACCCAAGUGUUUGUUCAAGUCUUUCUUUUUGUUGUUUGACCACAAGAACUGAGAGCGCGAGUGAUGCAGUCUAAUGACAUUUUAUUGGAGAACUACAACAACACAGCCAACUCUGACUGGGGGGGGGGUAAUUGGGAAACCAAGUUAGUUUUGUGAGUUUACCAAAUUUAAAGGACAUUAAGCAACAAGAAGAGAACACACCGCAAAUUGAAAAAUAUCUAUGUUCAAGUGGAUUAUAAGUAUUUGGUUCCGCAUGGCCAAGUCCUGUGACAAUGGAUUUGCUACUGUGUACGGUGAGGAAAAAAAAUUAAAAAAAGAAAAAAAAAAAGAGAAAAAAUACUACAAUGACAUCUGAAAACUUUGUAUUUCUUCUCACUGUACACUAAUUAAUGAACAGUUCUCUCUAUAUAUUUGAGUUAUAAAUACAAAGGGACUAAUGUACAGAUAGUGUUUCUAUAUUUGCAAGGUUUGCUGGUGAAAAGAGGAGAAAUAUAUAUGACAUGUAUGAUUCAGGUUUAGAUCACGGAAUUUGGAGUCAGCUCCUGUGAAAUUAUUUGUUCUUAAUGAAUGUUUGAGUGUCAUGAUGGAUAAACUUUGCACUGGUUUCUGGAAUGGUAUACUCCCCUUCAAACUGCUGUUUACUCUAGCCUGCUUUGUCAUUCUCUUUGUUUUGUCACUAAACAAAAUGCACAAUAUUCCAAAAUUAUCAAAGGCUGGUAAAAUUGUAUAAAUUGUAACUACACAAUGGAUCAGUGGGAUCUGAAACAUCUGCAUGGUUGAGUUACAGUUUCAAAGUGGGAAAAAUCUACAGAAUGAGUUGGGGAAAGAGAGGUUCAUAUGUAACCAAAUGAUGACAGCAAUGGAAAACCUUCUCAGUGAAAUUCAUUUCUGUACUCUUUGCAUUUGUAAUUUGCCUAUUAGUAACUUUGCCCCCAGAUACUUCCUUUUGCUUCAACCUUGAAAUGCCUACUGUUGUAAAGACUUACAGUAUCUUACAGUAUCUGAUGGUCAACCAAAGUGCUUGGGUGGCAGCUCAUCACAUUUUUUCCUGCAGAUGUUUCUUCUAGUCUCCAGCCCUGAGGAUGAAUGUAUUACCUACAGUACAUGAAGGUAUAAUGCAGCCCUUUUCACAGCUGCAUGUUUUGUUAUUCAUACUUCUUUUCAAUUACUUGCCAGUUCUCUUUCGACAGUACUAAACCAACCAGAAAAUAAUAAUAAUAAUAAUAAUAAUAAUAGAUAUUUAUAAAAUUAUGGGUAUCAUUUUAGUUGUUUUCUACUGUUGGCAGACACAAAUGCUUUUGUAAAUGUUGAAAGUGGCUAAAUGGAAAAGGGGACAUAGCUACGGCACUGAUCAGGAGCAUCAGCUGUGCAAGAAGAGAAAGAGAGAGAGAGAGACAGAGAGGGAGAGAGACAGAGAGAGAGAGAGAGAGAGAGAGAGAGAGAGAGAGAAAUGGGGGGUGGAAAGAGAGAGAGACAGAGAGAGAGACAGAGAGAGAGAGAGACUGAUUUCCUCCUGCCCUGACCUGUCACCACUGGAUUUGUAUAUCACCUGAACAGUGUUACAGGAAGUGACUGGGACAUCCAAUUUCUUAUUUCAACCGCCUUAAACUUCUGGAAUAUAUGUAUAACUGUAUUUUUUCUUUUUCUUUAAGUGUUGAUGUUUUUGAAAAAGUCUUCAUUUGUUGUCAUUUUUUUAAAGAAAAAAAAAAACAAGCAUUUCAAUAGAUUCUGAGAGCUGUCCGAUUUAUAGGCAAUCUAGCGAGUAACCUACAUGUUUUUAUAUUGCAUAUUGUAGCACUCCUGUAUCUCAUAAAAGUUAGAAACGUUUGGACAAUGUGAAACGGAAGCAGACAUACAUCAAGAGACAACCAAGAGCACAAUAAAGUGUUAUUUUUAUUUCUUAUUACUAUGUUACCUGCUUUCAGACAACUACUGUGAAAUAAAGGAAAGGGAACACCCAUA